AUGUCAUUGAACCAAGAAGCAAAGGAGAAAGCUUGGCUAGAAAAUUAUGAAAGGGUGCUUAAUGUGGAAUUUGACUGGGACCCUGAACACCUAACCGAUGAACCACCACUGGAAGGGCCACCUGUCCCAAUCACAAUUGAUAUGGUGAAAAAGGCCAUCUCCAAGACGAAGUCGGGUAAAGCAGCUGGACCAUCAGGAAUAGCAGUGGAGAUGAUCAGAGCCGCAGGUGACACAGGUGUCUCCAUGAUCCGUGACCUUGCAUCUUCAAUCGUCCGGGGGGGGGCGGGGGGCAAGGUCCCCACUAACUGGGAGCAGAGUUUUAUUGUCUGUCUCUACAAGGGCAAGGGUGAUGCUCUGGACAGGAGCAACUACCGGGGACUCAAACGGACAGAACAAGUCAUGAAAGUCCUGGAGAGGAUGUGGACAGCCUCAUUAGGCAUAAACAAACGGUUCUGUAUGGGGUUCGUGAACCUUGAGAAAGCAUUUGACCGUGUUCCUCAGAAGAUGAUCUGGUGGGCAUUGCGAAAACUCAGCGUGGAAGCGUGGAUUGUGCGUCUGGUGCAGGAGAUGUAUGCCAAUGCUCGUAGCUGUGUUCGCAGGUGA
Molecule: messenger RNA, 603 nt
Organism: Ostrea edulis (European flat oyster)
Lineage: Eukaryota; Metazoa; Mollusca; Bivalvia; Ostreida; Ostreidae
Exons: 2
Coding region: 1-603 (200 amino acids)
Source: RefSeq, a predicted model, not a curated record